Messenger RNA from Psylliodes chrysocephalus, 1067 nucleotides. Lineage: Eukaryota; Metazoa; Arthropoda; Insecta; Coleoptera; Chrysomelidae. The record is from the annotation of a GenBank genome assembly.
CGUACAUUCAUUUCAAAUUUCAAAAGAUUAUUUUGGUUUGGAUUUUCUUUUGUUGAAAACAAACAUUACAAAAUUACUUGAGUUCUAACGGAAGUUGUCGAUUUGUGUCUUACCUUAAUUAAACAAAACAACAGGAAGCAAAAUUAAAAUUAACCCGGCGACAUAUUUCUAACCUGCAUUCAAGCUUUAGAAAUAGUCAUAGAAAAACUAAAAGUAUUAUUAAUACUUAAUACUAAUAGUAUUAUUGAUUUCAGGCAGAAUAGUAGGUGAUCUGUGGGCAGAAUCUAAUUAAAGGCGAAAGCACUUUAAUAAACUCGAAUUAUUUAUCAAAAUGAUUGUUCUUGGAGAAAAAUUUCCAAAUUUUUUAGCCCAAACCACCAUUGGAGAUAUUACAUUCCAUGAAUAUCUUGGAGAUUCGUGGGGUAUUUUGUUUUCUCAUCCAGCUGAUUUUACUCCUGUUUGUACCACUGAACUAGCCAGACUAAUCAAGCUUAUUCCAGAAUUUACCAAGAGAAACACAAAAAUAAUUGCAUUGUCCUGUGACUCUGUAGACAGCCACUUAAAGUGGACAAAUGAUAUUUCCGUUUAUGCUGGUUGCUCUGGAGAUAAUUUUCCAUAUCCUAUCAUUUCUGACCAAGAUAGGGAACUUGCUAUCGAGCUAGGAAUGAUCGAUUCUGAUGAAAAAGAUUCUCAUGGUAUUCCACUUACUGCAAGAGCAGUUUUUAUUGUCGAUACAAAUAAGAAGCUAAGAUUAUCUAUUUUGUAUCCGGCUACAACUGGCAGAAACUUUGACGAAAUAUUAAGGGUAUUGGAUUCUUUGCAACUUUGUGACAAAUAUAAAGUUGCUACCCCAGCAGAUUGGGUGCAAGGGGACGAUGUUAUGAUCCAGCCGACAGUUCCAGAUGAUGAGGUGAAAACAUUAUUCCCACUAGUAACUGUUGUGGCUUUACCUUCUGGAAAGGGCUACAUAAGAAAAACUCCACAACCAAAUUAAAAUUGAGUUAUAGGAUUAUAAAAGUAUUUGAGUUUUGUGUUUCCAUUUUGUUUAAUAAUGCAUAUGCUGUGGU